AUGGGUAUCGUGGAGAAAUUCCUUCCUAAAGAUGACCGCUUUGCGGCCUUGCUUCUCUACGGCAUGGUCUUUUCGACUUGCUUCAACGGCUAUGAUGCAGGAAUUAUGACAGUCAUUCUGGCUGAUAAGCAGUUUAUCGAUGGUCUCGGAUUUGGCUGUGUCUACAUUGCCACAAACCUCUACGUCGCCGAAUGCGCACCCACAAAAUUACGAGGCAGUUUUGUCGGCACCGUCUCCCAGUUCGGAUACCAGUUAGGAACACUGAUAGCAUUCUGGGCCGGCUACGGAAUGUCCUUUCACAAAUCGCCCUAUAACAUCGCCUGGCGAGUCUCAAAUCUCAUUCAGAUCCCGAUUGGUCUUGCCUUUAUCUUUGUUUCAUUUUGGUACCCGGAAAGUCCUCGCUUCAUGCUGGAGAAAUACCCCGAAACGCCUGAGCUGUGUCUGAAGGUUCUUUGUCGGCUUCGGUCCGGCGUGCCUUCGGAUGAACGAAUUCGCGUCGAGUUCCAUGAGCUGAUUGUCUCGCGGGACUUUCGGAAGAGAUAUGAGACGGGGUAUAUUGGGUUACUCAAGAAUAAGAGUAUGCGGAAGCGUCUUGCUUUUGGGUUUUAUGCUGCGGGUCUUCAACAGUGCGGUGGAAUUGCUGCAUUGACUAUGUACGCCACUCUCAUUUACCAAAGUCUCGGAUGGGACUCCGGGUCCCAGGCCCUAUCUAUCAACGGGAUCCAGGCCGUUCUUCAACUUCUCAUUGUUUUGGUCAAUACUUUUACUGUCGAGCGCUUUGGGAGGAGAGGUCUUCUUCUCGCUGGAUUUUCCAUCCAAGCUCUCGCUCUUUUGAUCAUGUCUUGCCUUACGACCGCCUUCCCUUCGAAUUCGAAUAAAGCUGCUGCUAUUGUUGAAGUGGCAAUGCUGUUCAUUGUUGGCCUUACUUAUUGCUGGUCUAAUGGGCCUAUUGCUGCUGCGGUUGUUGCGGAGAUAUUCCCCCAGCAUGUUCGCGAUAAGGGAUUUGGUCUGUCAAUGCUUGGACAAACAUGCUGGUUGAUUCUAUUGACUCAAUCUUGGCCUUCUUUUAAUGCCAAGGUCGGAGGUCAUAGCUACUGGCUGUUAUUUGGUCUUAAUGUUGCGGCGGGUGUAUCUGUUUACUUUAUCCUCCCAGAAACAAAAGGUGUAUCAUUGGAACGAAUGGAGAGGAUUUUCGGUGAUGUGGACUUCGUUGAGGCGGGAGAGUGCGAAGGUGGUUCUGAGAAAGUUGAAGCCAGGACAGUCGCGGGCGAAGAGAACAAAACUCCCACCGCGCACAUGGAAAAUGUGCCACAGAAGCAGGAGUCGCUGCCUGUCAGAUCAUCUGUCUAA
Penicillium manginii is the source of this 1350-nucleotide messenger RNA. RefSeq lists its product as uncharacterized. Gene Ontology annotation, cellular component: membrane. The transcript is spliced from 6 exons. Gene Ontology annotation, biological process: carbohydrate transport; transmembrane transport. Lineage: Eukaryota; Fungi; Ascomycota; Eurotiomycetes; Eurotiales; Aspergillaceae. Bases 1 to 1350 code for a protein of 449 amino acids. Gene Ontology annotation, molecular function: carbohydrate:proton symporter activity. The record is from RefSeq and is a predicted model, not a curated record.